AUGAUGACAAAAAAACACGAUCUUUCUCGAGGUUCAAUCACAAAAAUUCGUGAUAAAUUUGGAAUUAAUCUAUCAAAUCAAAAUUCACCAACAACAGCAACAGCAACAUCUUUAAACCAAGCUGUUGAACAAUUUCUAUGUAAUGAUGAAAUAAGUCGUUUAAGUCCAGAUAAAAAGCAAAUGAUCGAUGGAAGGCAAAUUCGGUAUCUUCUCGGUCAUUUAAUUAAUAUUCACCAAAGAUUCAUAGUUGAAACAAAUCAUGAUUGCUCCUACGCUACUUUUACCCGAAAUGUUCCACAAUAUAUUGUUAAACCUAAACCAUCAGACUGGGGUACCUGUUUAUGUAUGGUAUGUUUAAACCCUCAAUUGAAAUGUGAACGAAUAAUUCAACUAAAAAGUCAUCAUCUAUCAUUAAUUCCUUUGUCUGCU
Messenger RNA from Didymodactylos carnosus, 429 nucleotides. NCBI's taxonomy places the organism in Eukaryota, Metazoa, Rotifera, Eurotatoria, Philodinida, Philodinidae. The record is from the annotation of a GenBank genome assembly.